Molecule: messenger RNA, 2008 nt
Organism: Pelagomonas calceolata
Lineage: Eukaryota; Pelagophyceae; Pelagomonadales; Pelagomonadaceae
Source: the annotation of a GenBank genome assembly
CUCACCAGAGACUGUGCAGUGUGGCGAGGGGCUUCGCGCGAACACGUGAUUACUGCCGCUGGCAACCGCUACGUUCUGGAUUGUACGUCAUUUCUGCAAACAAAGCCUUGCGAACCAUUUGCGCCAGCCCGCUUUGCACACAAUUCAAACAAGCAGUGCUCUCCGGCGAAGGCAGUGCAGCACAAAGCACCAUCAUGCGCUCGUCCAUCUUCCUGCUCGCUGUCGGCGCCACAUCCUUCGCGGCGCCGCCCCUCGCGAAACCGCCGCGCUUUCAGCAACGACGCGCUCCGGUCGCGGCCGCGAGCCCCGCGGCGCUCGCUCUGAGGGGCGGCGGCGUGGGCCUCGGCGGCCCGCUGUCCUUAUUACCGCCGGUCACGACGCUGUCGUUUGCAUUAGCCACGAAACAAGUCACGCCCGCUCUGUUGGUGGGCAUCUGGUCCGGUUGUUUACUCCUCUACGACCUGAACCCCUUGGUGGCACUCCUCAAGACUCUGGACACGCACAUUGUUAAUGCGGUCGUAGACAGGGAGCACGCGACGGUCAUCCUCUUCAAUCUUAUAUUAGGUGCCACCAUAGGAUUAGUGCAAAAAGGCGGCGGCGCCCAGGGUUUGGCCGCGUCCCUCAAGCGCUUCGCUAAAGAUGCAAGGAGCUGCCUCGCGACGGCCUGCGCGUUGGCCGGAUUGAUCUUCUUCGACGACUACGCCUCUAUAUUGAUUGUGGGCAACUCGUUCCGACCUCUACUCCCAGCGUUACGAGUCUGCAAGGAGAAGUUCGCCGGGUUGUUGCAUUUCGUGGCCGUCUGCGUCUCCGCGUCGUCGCCCGUGUCGUCUUGGAUCGGCCAGCAGGUGGGCAUGGUGUCGACCGCCACGGCGGGCGUCCCCGCGGGCAAGCUCCCGAGCCCCUUCGUGCUCACGCUCGGCACGUUGCCCUACCGCUUCUUUCCGCUCUGUUUGCUGGCCUUUGUGGCGGCCACGGUUACCACAGGAAGGGACUUCGGGCCGAUGCGCGACGCGGUCGUGAAGAGCGAACGGGAAACAACAACAACAACUGAAGAUGAUGGUGACGCUGCGCCGGACAUGGGCGCCAUGGAGCCUUCGCCGUCAACGCCAUUAAGGGCGGUCAACGCUUUGGUGCCCUUUGGUACUAUUAUUGGCGCGACGCUCGGUGGGAUGAUCCUCGAUGGACGAAAAGCCGUGAAGGCCUCGGGCCACGUGGGCCGCGUAACGGUCAUGCAGGCCUUGGCCAAGGGCGAUUCCGUGCUUGCUUUAUUGUGGGGUUCUACGUUAGGCUGUGCGGCCGCCCUCACUUUGUUACUCUCGCAGAAGAUCCUGGAUUUGGACACGGCCAUGGGCACAGUAGUCGAAGGCAUGAAGGAGGUCAUCGAACCGAUCAUCGUGCUGGCGCUGGCGUGGGCGCUGGGCGGCAUCAUCCAGUCGACCGGGACUGCUUCCUUCAUCGCCGCGGCGCUCACGUCGGGGGGCCUGCCCGCCUGGGCUCUACCCGCGUCCACCUCGAUCCUGUCGUACGUCAUCUCCUUCGCGACCGGUUCCAGUUUCGGGACGAUGGGCAUCCUGUUUCCGUUAAUUGGCCCGCUCGCCUGGGAGCUGGGCGGCGGCGACCAGCGCUUGCUGACGCACUGCUUCGGCUGCGUGUUGGGCGGCUCCUUAUUUGGGAACGUCUUCUCGCCGAUCGCGGACACGACGAUAUUGACUCAGUUGGCCACGCGGGUGCCGCUGACCGACCACGUCCGGACCGCCGGGCCCUACGCCGCGCUGGUGGGCGGGCUCUGUCUCCUAUUAGGGGACCUGCCGGUGGGCCUCAAGCUGUGGGGGCCGCUGCCGGCCGUCGGCUUGAUUAUUGGGGCGCAGUCGCUCGUCCUGCGACUCAUCGGGAAGCGGUCCUGAGCGCUUGCUCGUAAGUAUAUUUAAGUAGGUCGCGUCGUCGACGGCGUGGGGCUCCCCCUUACGCCAUCGGCGCGUGUCAGUACCUAGAAGCUUACCCGCACACC